Molecule: messenger RNA, 1058 nt
Organism: Morone saxatilis (striped sea-bass)
Lineage: Eukaryota; Metazoa; Chordata; Actinopteri; Moronidae
Product: leucine-rich repeat-containing protein 52-like
Exons: 2
Coding region: 72-1058 (328 amino acids)
Cellular component (GO): voltage-gated potassium channel complex
Molecular function (GO): potassium channel activator activity; transmembrane transporter binding; voltage-gated potassium channel activity
Source: RefSeq, a predicted model, not a curated record
GAUGCCCGGAGAGCGCCGGGGAGUCCUGGUCCAGCUCAGCCCGAGUUCAUGACGCUCUGGGCGGCCUCGUCAUGCGUCUCUUGCCCGAGCCCAGCGCCCAGUCCCUCCGGCUCCUGUUCCUCUUUAUCUUCGUGAUGGGGGUGACCCCUUCCCCGGCUCUCACAGCCGGCUGCCCAGACAGAUGCGUGUGCGACGACCAGUUGGUGGUCCAGUGCGCCGGGCAGGAGCUCACCCAGUUCCCCAAUGACCUGCCCCUGGCAACCCGGCAGCUCAUCAUCUCCAACAACCGCAUCGUGGACCUUCCGGCGUUGCAGCUCAACUACCUGUCCGAUCUGGUCUAUCUGGACUGCAGCAACAACUCUCUGACCGAGAUCUCAGAGUCCACCUUCGGGAAUUUGCGGAAACUCGCCUACCUGGACUUGUCGUUCAACACCCUGCUGCAGAUCGAGGACCGGACUUUCGGGCCACUGGCGUCUCUGGUGAUGCUCCGGCUGACGGAUAAUCCGAGUCUGGGGGAGAUCCACCCGGACGCCUUCUCGGAGAACAUGGCUCUGCAGGUGCUGGAUGUGAGCCGGAACAACCUGACGGCCCUCAACAUCAGCAGCCUGAUCGCCCUGCCCGCUCUGAGAUCUCUGGGGCUCAGCGGCAACCCCUGGAGCUGCGACUGUGACACGGAGGACCUCUGCCUGUGGGUGCAGAUAGAGGGCUUCAAGUUCCAAGACGAGGGCCAGACAGUUUGCCACAAUCCCCCAGAGCUGGCGGGCCAGCGGUUGGCGGAGGUCGGCAUGCAGCUGCGGGCAGACUGCCACCAAGGCCUGGGCUACUGGGACUACCUCUUCUUCAUCGCCAUCGGCUUCGUCAUCUUCUCAGCUGGCACGGUGUCGGCCUGGGUGAUGGGGGUGCUCAUGGUGCUGUACGAGCGCUACAGCAAAAGGAAGAGCGAGGAGCUGGACAGCGACGAUGAGGACGAUAGGGGAGGGAUGAGCGGAGGAUGUGGUGGUGGUGGUGGAGGGAACCAGGGGAAUGGGGAUCUGAGUAAGCCCGACAUGCAGGUGUGA